Molecule: messenger RNA, 231 nt
Organism: Cylicostephanus goldi
Lineage: Eukaryota; Metazoa; Nematoda; Chromadorea; Rhabditida; Strongylidae
Source: the annotation of a GenBank genome assembly
AUGUUUGAAUGCGGAAUGGGGGAGACAUCCUACACCAUCAUCUUGCCGACCACCUAUGAACCAUUACAUAUCAUUGAUGAGGUCGUAGAAGAAGAAGAAAAUAUAGCCCCACCAACGAGGGAAAGAAAGGAGUCCACAAGGACAGUUUCGAUCGCUGUGCCAGAAGUACAACGAGCAUUCCCUGAAGUUGGCUCUUUUGGAUCAUACGGGAAGACAGGCCUUGCUUGUUAA